CAAGACACCGUGGUCUUGAGAAAGGUACAAAGCGUACCUUCCACAGCAUGCCAAAAGCAGCAGCAGAAGACAAAGCCCAGCAAGGUGCGCUUGUGCACGGGUCGAGAACGGCGCAUACAGCCAGCAAUUAGCUAACAUGGAUGCUGAUCUUGUGGCUAUAAUGGCAUGACAUGACAUCGGUAGCUGAGGAGCUGAUCCUGACGUACAUGCGGCAGCAGAACCGUCCCUUUGCAUUAACCGACGUCCACCUCAACCUUAAAGGCGCUGUGACGAAGCCUGCUGCACAGAAAGCCUUGCUGGCUCUAGCUGAUAGCGGCAAGCUGCUAAAGAAGGAAUAUGGUAAAAGCUUGUUGUUUCUUGUCAAACAGAACUCAUUGGAAACCCUGGACAAGGACGGGCUGACAGCAUUGGGACAGGAAACUGCGCUCAAGAAGCAAGAGCUUAUAGAGACGAAGAAGCUGCUGGCAGCAAGGCAGGCUGAGGCGGAAACUGUCGCCGCUUCACCGUCGAACACGCAGCUUGUAGAGCAGGUUGCUCUGGCCACAGCGCAUUGCACGGCGCUGGAGAAGCAGCUCGCCGAGCUCAAGUCUUCAGGUGCAAAGCCGAUGACCGACGAGGAGGUGGCCGUGUACGAUAAAAGCCUGGACUUUUGGCGCAAAGCGUGGAUCUCCAGACGCAAGGCGGUGAAAGAUCUUCUCGUUAUGGUGUCUGAUGCGCUCGGCAAAGAAGAAGUCGCUAGUAUCAUGGACCAAUUUUCCAUCACCCUAGAGGAGGACACUGAGGCGGAGGAGCAAUUUGUCCAAAAUGAGCCCCGGUAAAGGUCUGAUGAUGAUAUUUGCACAGCCAUCUUUAACUUCGAAGCAACAAUAGGAUCAAGUUCGAGCCUCGCAAGUCAAGUGAAAU
Molecule: messenger RNA, 903 nt
Organism: Tilletiaria anomala UBC 951
Lineage: Eukaryota; Fungi; Basidiomycota; Exobasidiomycetes; Georgefischeriales; Tilletiariaceae
Product: TBPIP-domain-containing protein
Exons: 6
Coding region: 171-818 (215 amino acids)
Biological process (GO): meiotic joint molecule formation; meiotic strand invasion involved in reciprocal meiotic recombination; homologous chromosome pairing at meiosis
Cellular component (GO): DNA recombinase auxiliary factor complex; condensed nuclear chromosome
Molecular function (GO): recombinase activator activity; double-stranded DNA binding
Source: RefSeq, a predicted model, not a curated record